CUCUCCCCCACUUGGACCCCUUAUCUUCAACUCUUUAAAUCUCCCACCAGUUGUCACUCCUCUUUUCUAAUCAAAGCAACUUUCUUUCUUCCUCUCUUUAGCGAGAGAUCCAACUUCAAGUGGUUACCCAAGUUGGAAAGGAGAGAAGAACAAAGAUGGAGGAAGAAGCACAGCAGGUGAACAGAUGGGAAGGUUAUGUCGAUUGGAGGAAGAGACCUGCUCUCAGAGGGCGCCAUGGUGGCAUGCUUGCAGCAUUCUUUGUUUUGGUUGUGGAAAUAUUGGAGAACCUGGCAUACUUGGCAAAUGCAAGCAAUUUGGUGCUUUAUUUAUCACACCACAUGCACUUAUCUCCAUCAAAAUCUGCAAACAGUGUCACAAAUUUCAUGGGAACCGCCUUUCUUUUGGCUCUCCUUGGAGGCUUCUUAUCAGACGCCUUCUUCACUACUUACCACAUCUACCUGUUAAGUGCAGUCAUUGAAUUUCUGGGCUUGGUUAUACUGACAGUGCAAGCUCGCUCUUCUUCUCUAAAGCCACCACCAUGUAGCCCGUCAAACCCAACUGUUCAAUGCACAGAAGUGGAUGGAGGAAAAGCGGCAAUGUUGUUCAUUGGGUUGUAUCUGGUGGCGCUGGGCGUUGGAGGGAUUAAGGGCUCGCUGCCUACACACGGGGCUGAGCAAUUUGAUGAGGACACCCCACAAGGAAGGAAGAAAAUAUCAACUUUUUUCAAUUACUUUGUGUUUUGCCUCUCCUGUGGUGCCCUCAUUGCAGUGACAUUAGUUGUGUGGAUUGAAGACAAUAAAGGAUGGGAAUGGGGAUUUGGAAUUUCCACCAUUGCAAUUUUCUUGUCUGUCCUUAUUUUCCUUGCUGGUUCAGCUUUAUACAAGAACAAGAUCCCUUCUGGCAGUCCACUCACCACCAUUUGCAAGGUUUUGAUUGCUGCAUUGAUCAACGCUUUUACAAGUAAAACUCCAAGCAAUGCCAUUGCGAACCUGUCAGCAAACCCUUAUAAGCUAAGCCAAACUAGCAAGGGACCUCAAGAAGAAACUACAAAAGCAAGGGAGUUGUUACCUCAGGCCCCAACAGUGACCCUGAGGUUCUUAAACAGAUCGCUUGUAAACAAGCCAGUCCAUACAGCACUAUCAUGCACGGUGCAGGAAGUAGAAGAAGUGAAAAUUGUGAUCAAAGUUCUCCCUAUCUUCGCUUGUACAAUCAUUCUCAACUGCUGCCUGGCUCAACUCUCCACUUUUUCGGUCGAACAAGCUGCCACAAUGAACACCAAAAUCGGUUCCUUAAAAGUCCCACCGGCGUCCCUUCCAGUUUUCCCUGUGCUCUUCAUCAUGAUCCUGGCGCCAAUUUAUGAUCAUUUCAUCAUCCCAUUUGCCAGGAAAGUAACCAAAUCCGAAAUGGGAAUCACUCAUCUACAAAGAAUUGGAAUCGGUUUGGUUCUUUCCAUUGUAGCCAUGGCAGUGGCAGCUCUUGUUGAGAUUAAGAGAAAGAGAGUUGCAAACUCAGGACUCAACUCGACUGGUCCAUUGCCAAUCACAUUCUUAUGGCUAGCUUUGCAGUAUUUGUUCCUGGGGUCAGCUGAUCUUUUCACCUUAGCCGGGCUGCUUGAAUUUUUCUUCACGGAGGCACCCACAAGGAUGAGAUCUUUGGCAACAUCGCUGUCAUGGGCCUCUUUGGCCGUGGGAUAUUACUUAAGCUCAGCGAUUGUAUCAAUAGUUAAUGAAGUCACAGAAAAUUCAGGACAGCAACCAUGGCUCUCCGGUGGCAGCAUCAAUGCGUAUCAGCUUGACAGAUUUUACUGGUUGAUGUGUGUGCUCAGUGGAUUGAAUUUCUUGCACUACCUUUUCUGGGCCACACGGUACAAAUAUAGAUCAUCAACACGAGCAAAUCAGUAAAGACUAGUGGUGAUAAACAGAAUUUAAAGGUGGUGUUUUCUUGAUCAAUUAUUUGAAAGAACCAUCUCUAAAUUCAAUUUUUUGUUUUUCUCGAAUAACAAGUGAUAUGCAGAUGAAUAGCUUGAUUAGACUGUUAAAAUAGGAAUUGAUUACACUGUUGUUCAGUUCCGGUAACAAAUAUGGUUUAACAUCUGGUGGAAUGGAGCCAUUCUAUUUUUUAGCUUUUA
Messenger RNA from Mangifera indica (mango), 2128 nucleotides. Its product is annotated as protein NRT1/ PTR FAMILY 4.6. Gene Ontology annotation, molecular function: transmembrane transporter activity. Gene Ontology annotation, biological process: transmembrane transport. Lineage: Eukaryota; Viridiplantae; Streptophyta; Magnoliopsida; Sapindales; Anacardiaceae. Gene Ontology annotation, cellular component: membrane. The transcript has 5 exons. The coding region runs from base 156 to 1901 and encodes 581 amino acids. The record is from RefSeq and is a predicted model, not a curated record.